Messenger RNA from Lactuca saligna, 324 nucleotides. The record is from the annotation of a GenBank genome assembly. NCBI's taxonomy places the organism in Eukaryota, Viridiplantae, Streptophyta, Magnoliopsida, Asterales, Asteraceae.
AUGAUCGGUUCCUCUGAAAACAUGCCCUUUGUCAAUCAAUCCGCCUCAAUGAUCAUGCUCUCUGUGAAUCCAAACCAAAACAUGAUCAUUGAUUUGAAUACUACUCAUUACAAUGCCCUACUUCACCCUAUGAUCAAAUGUUUGAAGUUAUCCCCUCUCAUGAAAGCCUUAAUAAUGGUAGAUGAGCUUCCUUUGGUGUGUAUGUCAAGGGCAUACUCCUCAGCCAUCUACAACAUUCAAGAUGAGGUCAUUAACUUCGAGGUAGCCAACCACAAGACCUCGAUCAACAAGCCCAAUUUCUGCAAGCUAUUAGGGCUUGCAUGA